AUGAAUGCAUCGUCGUCCCAGAAGCAGAAGAAGAAGCAGAAGAAGAAGCAGAAGAAGAAGCAGAAGAAGAAGCAGAAGAAGAAGCAGAAGAAGAAGCAGAAGAAGAAGCAGAAGAAGAAGCAGAAGAAGAAGCAGAAGAAGCAGAAGAACAAGAAGACGGGUCUUCUGACGUAUCACAAUACUUGCAUUGAACAUACCUACCGAAGUGAGAUGGCCUUUUCGUCGUCGUCAGAGGAGGAGGAGGAGGAGGUGCGCACUGCGGAAGCCUCGAAGCUCCAGGCUCCAGGCCUCUCCCCGCCUCCCCGCCGCCGCAGCCCGGCUGCGUCAAAAUUUAGAGUGCCGUCGGUAGAGAAUCCGAGACCGGUUCUCGGUAUCAUGAUGAGCAGUGUACUCUACUCUAACUACUCUAGCCCCCAAGACCCCACGGUGAUCGACACCGGUACGGCUGGAUUCGACCGGGCCAGAAUCUCCAAGAGUCCAGGCAGUAACGUUACUAGCGGCGUAGGUAGUAGUGGUGGUGAUGGCGGUGGAGGUGGUGAUGGCGGUGGCGAGCAAGAGUGCAAAACUUCGAAUUCACGCAUGCGCAGUAGAUGCUGGGCAGGGCGGUUCUGCAGUCUGCCCAGUGCCGGCCAUCCAAGGCGUAGAACAGGACCCUACACACACUCGGCGGAUCAUCAGUGCUUGCCUGUCGACAGUGAUGGAGGCCACUACUGCGGAGAGCUCUCGACGUUGCAACUUGCAGGCUAGGUACUAUUCUAGUUACUGGGGACCCGUCGAUUCCACAUCCCACCACCGCCUCCAUUCACCUCCAUCACCAUCACCAUCACCACCACUAACCACCACCGUUGUUCUCGCCACCUGCCUCCUUGGUCCAGUUUCCUGUAUGCUCCGCUUCCAGGAAUCCACCCCAUGCUCCAUAUACACGCUCGCUCGUGUGUCAUGCAAUCAAUCGGGAAAUAUGAUUCGUUUUGCUCUGCUCUAUGUGUGCAGCUUGGCUUAGGUAGUUAGCCUGUCUCUGAAUACUAGCCGGCAUCCUGUGCGACCCCCGUAUGUAGAAUUCAAUGUGCAUCUGCAUUCCCGGUCUCCCAUGCCGUAGUCGAGCCUCCACUCUCU
Messenger RNA from Tricharina praecox, 1113 nucleotides. RefSeq lists its product as uncharacterized. The coding region runs from base 1 to 747 and encodes 248 amino acids. Lineage: Eukaryota; Fungi; Ascomycota; Pezizomycetes; Pezizales; Pyronemataceae. The transcript is spliced from 9 exons. The record is from RefSeq and is a predicted model, not a curated record.